Molecule: messenger RNA, 1443 nt
Organism: Solea senegalensis (Senegalese sole)
Lineage: Eukaryota; Metazoa; Chordata; Actinopteri; Pleuronectiformes; Soleidae
Product: tetraspanin-3-like
Exons: 7
Coding region: 106-882 (258 amino acids)
Biological process (GO): regulation of vascular endothelial growth factor signaling pathway; protein localization to plasma membrane; protein maturation
Cellular component (GO): membrane
Source: RefSeq, a predicted model, not a curated record
GCAGCAGAGCAGUCGUCAGUGAGGAAUAUGGAGUGUGAGUGGUGGAGUUGGCCGGGACAUGUCUGACUGCAAAGCUGCGCUAUUUUCUCACACUUACACCUUUUAAUGUCCGCGUUGAAGAUGGCACAGUGCGGCAUCACCUCGUCGAAGACGGUCCUCGUCUUCCUGAACCUAAUUUUCUGGGCGGCUGCGGGUAUCCUGUGCUAUGUCGGAGCCUACGUCUUCAUUACAUACGAUGACUACGAUCAUUUCUUUGAAGACGUGUAUACUCUCAUCCCAGCAGUGAUCAUCAUCGCAGUUGGAGCGCUUCUCUUCAUCAUCGGGCUCAUUGGAUGUUGCGCCACAGUCAGAGAGAGCUACUGUGGACUUGCAACAUUUGUGAUUAUUCUCCUACUGGUGUUCAUGACUGAAGUGGCAGUGGUGGUUCUUGGAUACAUUUACAGAGCAAAAGUUGAAAAUGAAGUUAAUCAUUCAAUAAAUGAAGUCUAUGACGAGUACAAUGGCACCAAUAGCAACGCCCAGAGCCGUGCCAUUGACUAUGUUCAGAGACAGCUUCAGUGCUGUGGGAUCCAUAAUUACUCAGACUGGCAGUCUACACACUGGUAUGAAGAAUCCAAAAACAACAGUGUGCCCAUCAGCUGCUGCAAAACUAACACUGGAAGCUGCACGGGGUCACUGACACAUCCUGAAGAUCUCUACCAAGAAGGCUGUGAGGCUCUGGUUGUGAAGAAGUUGAAGGAGAUCAUGAUGUACAUCAUCUGGACUGCUCUGACAUUUGCUUCCAUCCAGAUGCUGGGGAUGCUGUGUGCAUGUGUCGUGUUGUGCCGCAGAGUCAGAGAUCCUGCUUACGAGCUUCUGAUCACGGGAGGCACCCAGGCAUAAAUGAGAACACUCAUUUAUGCCAUUUAUGCCUAACUGUGUAUGUUUCCAUAACAUACACAGUUAGUCAUCGGUGAGAGCAUGAAAUGAAAAUAAUCUAUCGUGACAACAGCAACCGGAACACACUAACCUCACUGAAGUUCUAUGUUUUGUUUUGCCAGUUAUUCAACAUGAACAAAGUCUGCUGUGGUCAACGAGAAUGAGAAGUGAUAAGCAUUAUUUUUACUCUGAGACAUAACCUACUUAACCUAUCCUGUGCGUCACAUGUGAACUGAAUUAUGGACGGGGUUUUGUUCUUCUUAUGUUAGUUUGCACUGUGUGUGGCUUUGAAAUAUUGUGUAUUUAAACCUCUAAUUUACUUGAAAGAAUGUUUAAGGUUACUCUAUACACUAUUGCUACUGCUACUAUUCUACUUUUACUACUGCUAUAACAGUUCACUUUUGGUUAAAAACACUACACAGGAUUAUUCUGUCGAGUAGUAGAAAUGUCACUACAGCCAGUUGAGUGUAAACCAUUAUAACUUAACCUGAUUUUUUUCAUUUAAGAGUCAACCCAUGUAAUCCC